AUGGAAGCUUUACCGUGUAAAGUUGAAUUGUUUCGGCGGAGGAUUGUCUCGGACCCGUUGUGCGAUAUUUGUGGAAUAGAAUCCGAUUCCUUGCCGCAUAUUUUCUUUCACUGUCAUGGAGUUAGGCAGGUGUGGGAACAUUUACCAAUUUCUCUACCCACUAGCGACAUGAAUCCCUCGGUUUGGAGCUGGGUGAGCAGAUUGGCCCGAGAGCUUUCCGUAGAACAGUUUCACCUGGCUGCAGUGGUUCUCUGGAGUAUUUGGGAUCGCCGGAAUAAGCUGCUGCAUGGUGAUGGAUAUCGGGCAUUUGGGGAAAUUGUGGGAUGGAGCAGCACGUACAUGGAAUCAUAUCGUGGAGCUCGUUUGAGUCGUAGCAUCGUCGACAAGCGGUCCCAUGCCAUCUUGUGGUCUCCGCCACCAAUAGGGGUGAUUAAAAUUAACGUUGAUGCAGCUUUUCCGCAAGGUAAUGAUCACUAUUACACAUCUAUGGUUGCUAGAGAUUCACAAGGUCAAAGUGUGUGGUGGCAGAAUUUUCGGCAUCUUGGCCGCGUGUUACCUGCCGAGGGGGAAGCUCGGGCUGUUUUGCAAGCUACUAUUAUGGCGUUAAGUUUAGGAUGGCCUGACAUUAUUAUUGAGGGUGAUUGUCUCCCAGUGAUCGAUGCGCUUAAUGGCCGAGGAUCUUCACUUACUUCAUUCGGCGCUAUUAUUGAGGCGGUUUUAGCUCGCACUUGUCUCUUCUCUUCUAUUUCCUUUUCUUUUGUAAGGUGUGAUGCCAAUAAACUAGCUCACGAAAUUGCUUCGCGUGAGUAUUUGGAUUCAUUGGAAGGUGUAACCCUCCCUCCGUUUCUGGCCAUGAGUGCCUAA
Erythranthe guttata (spotted monkey flower) is the source of this 864-nucleotide messenger RNA. Lineage: Eukaryota; Viridiplantae; Streptophyta; Magnoliopsida; Lamiales; Phrymaceae. The record is from RefSeq and is a predicted model, not a curated record.